Molecule: messenger RNA, 1074 nt
Organism: Tilletiopsis washingtonensis
Lineage: Eukaryota; Fungi; Basidiomycota; Exobasidiomycetes; Entylomatales
Product: GroES-like protein
Exons: 4
Coding region: 1-1074 (357 amino acids)
Molecular function (GO): oxidoreductase activity
Source: RefSeq, a predicted model, not a curated record
AUGUCGAUCCCCACCCGUGCAUCCUUCUGGCAGCUGCCGGCGCCCGCCGAGCGCAAGGGCUUCGAGAGCCUCGAGCUCAAGGAGGGCGACGUGCCCAAGCCCGGCCACAAGGAGGUGCUCGUCAAGGUCCAUGCUACUUCGCUGAACUACCGCGACCUGAUCAUCGCCAAGGGCCUGUACCCGCUGCAUCUCAAGGAGGGCGAGCUGGUGCCGCUCUCUGACGGCGCCGGCGAGGUCGUUGCCCUCGGCCCCGAGGUCACCGAGUGGUCGACGGGCGACCGCGUCACGAGCAUCUUCAACGCCACGCACCAGAAGGGCGCCGUGCCGGACCAAAUUGAGAUCCAGUCGGGCCUCGGCGGCGGUCUCGAUGGCAUGCUUGCGCAGUACCGCGUGCUGCCUGAGACGGCGCUCGUGCGCAUCCCCGACCACCUCUCCUACGAGGAGGCCGCUACGCUGCCGUGUGCCGCAGUCACUGCCUGGAACGGCCUCUACGGCCUCAAGGAGCUUGGCUUCAAGGCCGGCGAGACGCUCGUGGCACAGGGAACCGGCGGCGUGAGUGUCUUCGGCCUGCAGUUCGGCCUUGCCGCCGGUGGCCACGUCGUCAUCACGUCGUCGAGCGAUGAGAAGCUCGAGACGGUGCGCAAGCUCGUGCCGCAGGAGCACCAGAAGCGCCUGCACACGCACAACUACAAGAAGGACAAGGACUGGGAGAAGAAGGUGCUCGAGGUGACCAAGGGCAAGGGCGCGGCCCAUGUGCUCGAGGUCGGCGGUCCGGGCACUCUGGAGAAGGCAUUCCAGAGCAUCAGGCCUGGCGGCGUCGUGAGCGACAUUGGCUUCGUCGCUGCGGGCGAGCCGCCGAAUGUCGGCCUGCUGGCCCUGCAGCAGCGUGCCAUCUACCGCGGCGUGCUCGUUGGCUCUCGGGAGCUGUUCGAGGACAUGAACCGCGUCAUCGAGGCACACGAGAUCAAGCCGCUCGUCGACAAGGUCUUCCCCUUCAAGGAGGCGCGCGAGGCGUACGCCUACCAGUGGAGCGGCGCGCACGCCGGCAAGGUCGUGGUGCGCAUUGACCACUAG